UCCAAGUAAUCGAAGUGUUAGCAAACAAAUAAAACAUUCUAGAAAGAAAAUCAAAAUAAAUAGAAACAAUUCAUUUUGUUUUGAGUUAAAUACAACAAAUUGAAAGAGCAGCUGUUCAAAGUCGAUUGCAGCACUGUUUUUUGGCAACCAACGAUCAAAACAACGAAUUUCAUCACAACAACAAAAUGUUGCUCAGACUUGCAUUAUCAACCACAGCACGUCCCUGUCUCCUGCUGGGUAAAUCGUCGCAGUCUCUACUGCAGGCAAAGUCCGGCUUGAACAGCGUACGCGCCUAUGCACGAGGACCGGUACGCAGCACGCGUGCACCUGCACCCGCACCUGUUGAGCAAAUGCGCACUCCAACUUUAAAGGAGAAACUAAUGGCGCCGCCAAGUGCCAAUGCUUACUCGAUGGGCAAGGGCGCUGUUGCUGGCGCCGCUGUGGUGGGAAUGGGCGCUCUCUGCUAUUAUGGCGUCGGCUUGGGCAAACACACCAGCAUCGCGGACAACGCCAUAAUGUGGCCACAAUAUGUCAAGGAUCGCAUUCAUUCAUCCUACGGUUUCUUCGGAGCCUCCUGUUUGGUUACAGCAGCUGCAGCCGCCGGGGUUUUCCGCUCUCCGCGUCUGCUGUCUCUCGCCUCACGCGGCGGCUUAAUGUGGACAAUCGGUUCGCUAGCUCUUGUGAUUGGCAGCGGAGCGGUAACCCGUUCCAUUGAGUACAAAGAGGGACUUGGUCCCAAGCAUCUCGCCUGGGCGCUGCAUUGUGCCAUUUUGGGUGCUGUCAUUGCCCCACUGUGCUUUGUCGGGGGUCCGAUUCUAACGCGCGCUGCUCUCUACACUGGUGGCAUUGUCGGUGGACUGUCCACAGUCGCUGUCUGUGCUCCCAAUGAUAAAUUCCUGUAUAUGGGUGGUCCUUUGGCCAUCGGCCUUGGUGUCGUAUUCGCCUCCUCAUUAGCAUCCAUGUGGCUACCUCCCACCACAGUUCUUGGCGCCGGCCUGGCUUCGAUGUCGCUUUAUGGAGGACUCGUUCUCUUUAGCGGUUUCCUCCUAUACGACACUCAGCGCCUGGUGCGUAAGGCCGAAAUGUAUCCCCAAUACGCCUAUGCUCCCUUUGAUCCCAUUAAUGCUUCUAUGUCAAUCUAUAUGGACGUAUUGAAUAUAUUUAUUCGGAUUGUUACUAUAAUGAGCGGAAACCGUCGUUAAUUAACUAUUAAAGCAGUUGUGAUGCAGUAAAUCUAACUUAUGAUAUACAAAUACAUAUAUAUUUAAAUAAAGCUAUUAUUGCGCCUACCUAAAUAUGGGGCCAUGAACUGUGCAUAAA
Molecule: messenger RNA, 1320 nt
Organism: Drosophila innubila
Lineage: Eukaryota; Metazoa; Arthropoda; Insecta; Diptera; Drosophilidae
Product: growth hormone-inducible transmembrane protein
Exons: 6
Coding region: 186-1202 (338 amino acids)
Cellular component (GO): mitochondrial inner membrane
Source: RefSeq, a predicted model, not a curated record